Messenger RNA from Capra hircus (goat), 1367 nucleotides. Its product is annotated as olfactory receptor 10AG1-like. Gene Ontology annotation, cellular component: membrane. Gene Ontology annotation, molecular function: G protein-coupled receptor activity; olfactory receptor activity. Gene Ontology annotation, biological process: G protein-coupled receptor signaling pathway. Lineage: Eukaryota; Metazoa; Chordata; Mammalia; Artiodactyla; Bovidae. The record is from RefSeq and is a predicted model, not a curated record.
UUAACAGAGGGGAAACAUUAAUCAAAAGGAUUAAUGAAUUAACCAUCUUGAAUUUAUCAUAUCUACAGAUGGAGUACAAAUUAAGAACAGAAAAAUCAAAUAUCACUACAAUGAUGGAAUUUAUCCUCUUGGGGUUUUCUGAUAUUCCCAAUUUCCAACGGAUUCUUUGGGGGAUAUUUUUCAUCUUCUAUCUGACCAUCGUGAUGUGCAAUAGUGUCAUUGUACUGAUAACAAGAAUUGACCCUACUCUCCAGACCACCAUGUACUUUUUCCUCAACCACUUUUCCAUUUUAGAAAUCUGUUACGUAACUGUCACUAUCCCAAGAAUGCUCACGGACCUUCUGAACCAGAAAGGGCACGUUUCUUUCAUUGCCUGUGCUGCACAAAUGUGUUUGGUCCUUCUGUUUGGAGGUUUAGAGUGUCUCCUCCUGGCCGUGAUGGCCUACGACCGCUACGUGGCCAUUUGUAACCCUCUUCGCUAUGGUCUGAUCAUGAGCCCCCAGGUCUGUGUCCAGCUGGUCACUGCCUCCUGGGUCAGUGGAGUUCCUGUUGUAAUUGGGCAAACAUGGCAGGUUUCCUCUCUGCUCUUUUGUGGGUCUAGUGCAAUUAAUCAUUUUUUCUGUGACCUUCCCCCAGUAUUCAAGCUUGCUUGUGGGGACACAUUUGUGAAUGAGAUAGCAGUCUAUGUAGUUGCAGUCGUGUUCAUCAUGGUUCCAUUUCUGUUGAUUGGUGUCUCCUGUGGCAACAUCAUCUCCAACAUUCUGAAACUGCGAUCUGCCAGAGGGAGGACUAAAGCCUUCUCUACUUUCUCAUCUUACCUCACAGUGGUGGUCUUAUUCUAUAGCACAGCCUCUACCACCUAUUUACAGCCCAAACCAAAUCAAUCUGAAGAAACUGGGAAGCUAUCUCUUUUCUACACAGUUUGGAUCCCAACGUUGAAUCCCAUUAUAUUUACUCUGAGGAACAAAGAUACCACCGUAGCACUGAGAAAACUACUAAGUAAAUUAUCAACUUGAUUCGAAGGCUUGAAAUUACAGAAGCAAUUUGUUUCUAUGUUUCCCAUGCAAAUACAUCAGAAAAUAUUAUCUAGUUUAUUUCUAUAUUCCUAUAAACUGAAAGUUAGUAUCAUCACUGCCAUCUCACAUUAUGUGAAAGGACCUUAGUUUCUUUCUUUUUUUUUUUUAUUAUUUAAGACCUUUAUUAACAGGUGCUUGCAGUUUGUUGACUUUUUUUUUUUUAAAUCAAGCUGUAAACUUUUAUUACAAAUUAAAAAUGAGGUUCUUAAAAAUCUCAACUUGACUAGAUAUGAAACAAUUUAAAAACCUUUAAAGGUGUAUUGAGAAAAAACAGGCUUUUUUUUUUUUUUU